AUGGCGCUCCCCGCAGGGAUGCCGACACUCGAGGCGUCACGCACCAAGAACCUCACCAGACCGGACAAUGUGUUCUGCACGGAGUACCUGCAGGAGGCGGUGGUUCGAUGCAAGGUUGCCCCUCACCUUCGCCCGCCAAAAACUGACCAUUUCCCUAUCCUCUUGACUCUGGGGAUACCGGUGGAGGAGUCGGCCCGCACAACACGUCGGAACUUCCGCGAGGUUGACUGGGAAGCCUUCAAUGAGACCCUUCGGGCUGAGCUUGCUGCCCGCCCUCCUCCCAUUGUAAUUAUCACCACAGCUAACCUGGAUCGGGCCCUCUCCAGGUUGACAGCAGCCCUGCAAGUGGCCAUAGACCGGCAUGUACCAGAAACGGUCAUCUGCCCCUUCACCAAGAGGUGGUGGUCAAAAGACCUCGACAAGAUGAGGCGCGAGACGAAGCGCCUGGGCCGAGAGUCUUACCGCUACAGAGGGGAUGCAGGCCACCGGGCACACCGCAAGUACAAAGUUGCCCGCAACCGUUAC
Trametes versicolor FP-101664 SS1 is the source of this 525-nucleotide messenger RNA. RefSeq lists its product as uncharacterized. The record is from RefSeq and is a predicted model, not a curated record. The annotation marks the transcript as partial. The transcript has a single exon. Lineage: Eukaryota; Fungi; Basidiomycota; Agaricomycetes; Polyporales; Polyporaceae.